This is a messenger RNA of Cryphonectria parasitica EP155, 1524 nucleotides long. Its product is annotated as alpha/beta-hydrolase. The coding region runs from base 1 to 1524 and encodes 507 amino acids. The transcript has 4 exons. The record is from RefSeq and is a predicted model, not a curated record. Lineage: Eukaryota; Fungi; Ascomycota; Sordariomycetes; Diaporthales; Cryphonectriaceae. Gene Ontology annotation, molecular function: carboxylic ester hydrolase activity.
AUGACAAUGCUGACCAAGUACUCCUUGUCCUCCUUGUGGUCCCUCCUCUUGGUGGCAGGCGUCGUUGCUGCACUUCCACAGCAGAACCACGCCGGCUGUGGCCCCUCGCCGCCCACGGUGUCGACGACCUCAGGCAGGAUCCACGGCAAAAUCGACCCCUCUUUGCCCAACGUCAACCAGUACCUCGGCAUCCCCUAUGCUGUGCCGCCGGUGGGUGACCGUCGCUGGACAGCCCCAGAACUCCUCAGCCAGCCCGACGUCGAUGUGGAGGCUACUUCGCUCCCGCCCAGCUGCAUGCAGUACCUCACCGACCUGGGCGACUCGCUCUAUGUGCGCGAUGUACUGCAGUUCAAUCUGCAAGGUCUCAACACGACAGGCGCCAUCACCGAGGACUGCCUCACCCUCAGCGUGUGGGCGCCCAGCAGCAGCAGCAACCAACCGGUGCCUGUGCUCAUCUUUUUCUAUGGCGGCGGGUUCUCAACGGGUGGACAGGACGUGCCAUACCAGAUUCCGGCGCAGUGGGUGAACAGGACGCCAGACCACAUCGUCGUCAGCUUCAAUUACCGCGUCAACAUCUUUGGCUUCCCCAACGCCGGCGGCCUCGACCAGCAGAACCUCGGGCUGCUGGACCAGCGCGCCGCCGUCGAGUGGUGCAGGGCCAACAUCGCCGCCUUUGGAGGUGAUCCAGAGCGCAUGGUCAUCUGGGGCCAGUCCGCCGGGUCCAUCUCGGUAGACUAUUACAACUUUGCGUACCACUCGGACGCCGUCGUCAAGGGGCUCAUCAUGGACUCGGGCACCGCCCUCAGCCCGAUCGCCACGGAGGACCAGACACACGCCAACUUCUCGUUUGUGGCAGAGCACGUUGGAUGUGCAAACCUGACGGGCGACUACGGCCAGCAGCUGGCGUGCAUGCGAGGUGUCGACGCUGCCACCCUCGAGGACUUUGUUGCGGCCUAUGACGAGAGCGGAGCGUCGCCGUCCAUCUCAUUUGUGCCUGUGGUCGACGACAAGAUCGUCUUUGCUAAUUAUACAGAGCGUGCUGAGGCGGGUUUACAGGCCCAGAUCCCCGCCAUAAUCGGCACCAACGCCCAAGACGGCGUCGCCUUCGCACCCUACAACCCAGCCGGCCCCAACCGCACCGUCGCCCUCGAGGAGAAGCUCGCCAUCUUCUUCUGCCCGGCCACCGAGUCCAUUCGGCUGCGCCAGCAGACCCCGGAUCUGACCCCGACCUUCCGCUACGUCUACUUUGGCAACUGGACCAACAUCUCCCCGCGGCCCUGGAUGGGCGCCUACCACUCCUCCGAGCUGCCCAUGCUCAUGGGCACGCACCCAGACUUCCGCGGGCCGAGCACGCCGCAGGAGUAUGCGACCAGCGAGGCGUUCCAGGACGCCUAUGUGGCCUUUGCGCGGGAGGGGGUUGCUGGGCUGGAGGCGCAGGCGUGGAACGAGUAUGCGGCGCUGGGACAGGGACAAACUUCUAUGCACUCUGUCUCCGCGGCAGCAGGUUCUGCUGGUAGUGCAUGA